Molecule: messenger RNA, 520 nt
Organism: Mesocricetus auratus (golden hamster)
Lineage: Eukaryota; Metazoa; Chordata; Mammalia; Rodentia; Cricetidae
Gene: Prlh
Product: prolactin releasing hormone
Exons: 2
Coding region: 6-386 (126 amino acids)
Biological process (GO): feeding behavior; response to peptide hormone; G protein-coupled receptor signaling pathway
Molecular function (GO): neuropeptide hormone activity; prolactin-releasing peptide receptor binding
Source: RefSeq, a predicted model, not a curated record
AUCACAUGUGCAUCCGCAUACACAACCUAGGGUCCCAGCUUUGUGCAUACAAUGCUCUCCUCCAUGUCUACCCUCAGGCUAUACCAUCCUCUGUGCGAUCCCAUCUCCAGGAAGUCAGAAGCAUGGCAACUCUGAGGGCGUGGCUCCUGUGCUUGCUGCUGUUAGCCUUGGUCCUCCCAGGAGCUUCCAGCCGAGCCCACCAGCACUCCAUGGAGACACGAACCCCUGACAUCAAUCCAGCCUGGUAUGCAGGCCGUGGGAUCAGACCUGUGGGCCGCUUCGGCAGGAGGAGGGCAGCCCUGAGGGAUGCCACCGUACCUGGUCUGCGGUGCCGGCUAAGCUGCCUCAUGCUGGAUGGAGGUGCCAAGUCCUCCCAGCAUGGAUGACAGCCCAGCUCAUGAAGACAGUGAUGCUGGGCCCAACACCCUCCCUGUCCCUCCGGAGCCUCCCCCACCCUCCCAUGUCUCUGUGUUUCCUUCAAUCUAAUAAAAGUGCUGGCCUUGUUUGCCGUACACCUGUA